AUUGAGGAAGUCUUGGCGGGGAGGAGUGCGGGGAGGGACACAUACUAUGCCUUCGUGUGGGGACAGGCAGCAGGUGGAGGGACACUGGCUCAUGUCAUAGUCACAGCUGUCCCAUCCGUACCAUGGCGAGUAGCAAUGACGAGGUUCGAAACCCCACUGAGGUGCGUAUGAGUCAGAUGGUGCUCCCAUGUCACGCCAACCACCGUGGUCAACUCAGCACCGGACAGCUGCUGAAAUGGAUAGACACUGCGGCCUGCUUGUCAGCCGAGAGGCACGCAGGCUGCCCGUGUGUCACAGCCUCCAUGGACGACAUCUAUUUUGAACAUACAAUUAGUGUUGGACAAGUUGUGAAUUUAAAGACAAAGGUGAACCGGGCCUUUAAUUCCAGUAUGGAGGUUGGAAUCCAUGUCACCUCUGAAGACUUGUGUAAUGGGAAAGAAUGGAAAGUCUGUCAGGCAUUUGCAACUUUUGUUGCGCAACCACAAGGCAAUAAAAAAGUGAAGCUAAAACCCGUGACUCCAGUUACAGAAGAGGAGCACCUGGAGCACAGCAUUGCUGCUGAAAGACGACGUAUGAGAUUAGUCCAUACUGACAAUAUUAAAGACCUGCUGACCCGCAGCACCCAACAGGAUGAAAGAAGCCUAGAGAGGGGGAUGAAUGGAGAAGUUCUUGCCCAGAAGACUCGCGUGGAGAGUGUUGAACUUGUGCUGCCACCACAUGCCAACCAUCAGGGCAAUACUUUUGGUGGGCAGAUAAUGGCCUGGAUGGAGAAUAUUGCCACAAUAGCUGCCAGCCGGCUUUGUCACGCUCACCCAACUUUAAAGGUAAUUGAAAUGUUCCAUUUUCGGGGACCUUCACAAGUCGGGGACCGCUUGAUCCUGAAGGCCAUUGUUAACAAUUCCUUCAAAGACAGUAUGGAGGUUGGUGUCUGCGCCGAGGCCUUCUGCCACGAUGUGGAUGUACCCAGAAGACACAUAAACAGCGCUUUCAUGACUUUUGUAGUUCUGGAUGAAAACAAUCACCAAUGUAUUCUUUCUCGCAUCAAACCUGAGCCAGGGGAUGGAGAACGACGGUAUCGUGAAGCAAUUGCUCGUAGAAAAAUUAGACUGGACCGUAAAUAUGUGAUCUCCUGCAAACAGUCAGAGAUGCCGCUGUCAGUCCCAUGGGACCCGUGCAACCAGGUUUACCUCAGCUACAACAAUGUAUCCGCCUUGAAAAUGUUGGUGUCUAAAACUGACUGGGUCCUCGCCUCAGAAAUUAAUAAGGUUCGGCUGUACACGCUGGAGGACGGCAAAUUUCUGUCCUUCAAGGUUGAGAUCAUAAUAUCCGUUGACGCAAGAGAAACCUUCAACCUGCUUUCUGAUCUUAGUCGCCGCUCUGAAUGGGACAAGUAUUACAAGGAAUGCCAGCUCUUGCAGCAAGUAAAUGAAGACGAUGCUAUUUACCAUGUAGUCAGCACCGUGAGUAGCACAGAAGGCAAACAUCAAGAUUUUGUCAUUCUGGCUUGUCGGCGGCCGCCCUGUGAUGUUGGAGACCCUUAUGUUGUUGCCUUUCGCUCCGUUACCCUCCCCACUUAUCCUCCCCGUGCUGAGUACACCCGAGGAGAGACCCUCUGCUCUGGAUUCUGUAUCUGGUCACAAGGACCUAGGACAAAGGUCACCUAUUACAAUCAGUUUACCCCAGGACUGGUCUCACAAGUAACUACCAACAUCUCCGGACUGUCAUCCGAUUUUGCCAACACUUACCAAUCCUGUGAGCAAUUUCUCAUUAAGAAUACAAUGGACUCUAACCAACCAUAAAGCACAAGGCGUAGCUAUAGAUGUCUAGUUGGAGUGAGUACCUAACAUGACCAUCACCCGUCAGACCGAAGCCUAAAUCAUGAGCCGCCAAUGGUAUCAAGUGAGGAGAAGUGCAGACUAGUGAUGGAUGGACAGAGGUCACAUCAUGUCGGGGUCAUUCCCAACUUAAUUGAUUCGAAAAUACUUUGCACGCAAAGCACUUUGGUUUUUGUGAUGAUAUUUCGGGGAUUUUGACUGUUUAUUGAGGCGUUACCUGAAAUCAUGGUAGGAAAUAUUGUCUAAUUGUGUGUUUUUUUCCGUGUAGUUAUAUAAUAAAGAAUUGACAAGUGACAACAUAUGUAUUAUGUAUUUAACUGUAAAUGUUGGUAUUACCGCACAAGCAAAAUCAACUUCAAAAAUGACAAUGGAUAUAGGUAAAAAUGACUUUCAUGGGGUUGUCUAGAAUCAGAUAAACAUGGCUGCUUUCAUCUAAACACAGCUCCCCAUUUGUCCACAGGUUGUUUGUGGUAUUGCAGCUCAGUCUUCUUUCCUUCAUUGGAGCUGAUAGCACCACAUAGGUCCACGGGUUGUGUGUCCUAAGUUUGGAAGGAGGUAGC
Molecule: messenger RNA, 2395 nt
Organism: Hyla sarda
Lineage: Eukaryota; Metazoa; Chordata; Amphibia; Anura; Hylidae
Gene: ACOT11
Product: acyl-CoA thioesterase 11
Exons: 16
Coding region: 123-1799 (558 amino acids)
Cellular component (GO): extracellular exosome
Molecular function (GO): lipid binding; thiolester hydrolase activity
Source: RefSeq, a predicted model, not a curated record